AGAUGUUUUAUUGCGAAGAGCACCACUUCACACUUUUCUCCGCGUCUCACUGCAAUCUCAACGGCAGCGGGCCAGGUGACCCCCCCCCCCCAAAAACAAAAACUCUUCGGAUCUCCACGAUUCACGUGGAUGACCUAUUUUGAGUUAAAAACGGUGAAUUUCACCGAAAGGUGACAAGUUUGCAGGUAUGUGAGCGAUGCGGCGGGACAACAGGUCCACCGGAAUUUUCCCCGCGACUCGAGGUGAAGGUCACCGAGCUGCGUGAGCCGACGGGCGAUGUCGUGUAUAAAUAUAUAAACAUGAUAUUAAUGUUAUGAACUCAAACACGAGGCGUCACGUGUUCACACGUGUGUGUGACGUCAACGAGGACGAAGCAGAACUCGUGGUGAGUUCUUCAUGGUGGAGGAAGGAAGUGAGAACUGUUUCCGCGGAGUAGACACAUAGAUAAGCCCCGCCCCCUGCUAAGCCCCGCCCCCUCACGAAUGGCGCGAAAAGCCACAAAUAGUCACGUGAGUAAAGCGUUGAGGAUAUUCGCAUCACGCAGCUUUAAGAUCUCCACUUAUGUAAACUGAUGAUACGAUCCUCUUUCUUGAUCUUCUACCUUUGAAGGAACCAAAUCAGAACCAACAGAGAUCUGGUCUUGACGGAGACGUUGAGGUUGAUUUUUCUUCUUCUUGCACACGAUCCACAAGGCGUGGAGGACUUGUGGCUCGUGUGAUGUCCUCAGAGGGGUGAGGACAUUCCCCCGGUGGGAAGGUCUCCCUUAUCAGUGCAGGUACAAUCGUCCUGCCCCCUGCCCCCCCCCUCUCUAGUCAUCGUGGAGCACAUGCAGGCGGUGAUCAUCGUGCCCACGCUGCUGCUCCUGGUGUCCGUGGUGACGCUGGUGGCCGUGUGCAUCAUGAGGUACUGCCCUCAGAGGAAGAGGACUCCGGGCUACCACCGCUCCACCCACAGGCCGAGGACCAGCCCCCGACGUCAGCUGCAGGGAGUUGAUGCGCCCCCGGGGAUAAACCCCCUGGAGCACGAAGUGCUGCCCAUGUCGGUUCAGGAAGUGCAGCAGACUGUGGUGCCGACUCUGGACGCAGUACCACGGGAGUCCACCGAGCGGCAGCGUGGAGCCUUCAGUCAGGUCACCGCCCUGCCGCAGACCUUCUCCAUUAACCCAGACGACUCCACGAGCCUCUACAGAGCACGCAUGGACAACAGGGACGUGGUCCUGAGGGUGCUGAGAGAGCGAGCAAACAGCAGCGAGAAGCAGCACUUUGUGGGUUUCGCGUCCUUCCUGUCGGGCCUGGGGCCACACCCCUUCUUACCUGAGCUGCUGGGGGUGGUGACGGUGCAGCCGCCCCCCAUGAUGGUGGUGGAGGAGCUGCAGCACAGGGACCUGUUGGGCUACCUGUGGAGAUGUCGACAGGGUAACUCGGGUGCAGAGGGUUCAUGUGAGAUGACAGAGAAGAGGAUCUUCUCCAUGGCCGAACAAGUGGCCUCAGCUCUGGUGGGUUAAACAGCUGUGUGUGUGUGUGCGUU
Messenger RNA from Pseudoliparis swirei, 1527 nucleotides. RefSeq lists its product as uncharacterized. Lineage: Eukaryota; Metazoa; Chordata; Actinopteri; Perciformes; Liparidae. Bases 827 to 1504 code for a protein of 225 amino acids. Gene Ontology annotation, molecular function: transmembrane receptor protein tyrosine kinase activity. The transcript is spliced from 4 exons. The record is from RefSeq and is a predicted model, not a curated record. Gene Ontology annotation, biological process: cell surface receptor protein tyrosine kinase signaling pathway; protein phosphorylation; multicellular organism development. Gene Ontology annotation, cellular component: signaling receptor complex.